GGAGCAGGCCCAGCUGAAGGCCAGCGUGGUUGAGGAGGACACCGAGGAGUGGCAGAAGGACUCGAGUUUUGCAGGACUGGAGAGAGUGGGAGGCCUGGACCUGUCUUACAUCAAAGGAGAUGACACCAGUGCCUGCGCUUCCCUGGUGGUGCUGAGCUACCCGGCUCUGGAGGUGCUGUACGAGGAUUGCCGGAUGGUGGCUGUGAGCGCCCCGUACGUGGCGGGGUUCUUGGCCUUCCGGGAGGUCCCUUUCCUGGUGGAAGCUGUUCAGAGACUACAGCAGGAGCAGCCCGAGCUCGAGCCUCAGGUGCUUCUUGUAGAUGGGAAUGGCCUCCUCCAUCCCAGAGGGUUUGGUGUGGCCUGUCACCUCGGAGUCCUGACGGAUCUGCCAUGCAUUGGAGUGGCCAAGAACCUCCUGCAUGUGGAUGGCUUGGCCAGGGACGAGCUGCACAAAGAAAAAGUUCGUUCCCUGCAGCAGGGAGGAGACUCGUUCCCACUGACGGGCACCUCGGGGGCAGUCCUGGGCAUGGCCCUGCGCAGCUGCAGCAGCAGCUCCAAGCCCCUGUACGUCUCGGUGGGUCACAGGGUGUGCCUGCAGACCGCCGUGCGGCUGGUCAGCUCCUGCUGCAGGCACCGCCUCCCGGAGCCCAUCCGGCAG
Molecule: messenger RNA, 658 nt
Organism: Merops nubicus (carmine bee-eater)
Lineage: Eukaryota; Metazoa; Chordata; Aves; Coraciiformes; Meropidae
Gene: ENDOV
Product: endonuclease V
Exons: 6
Biological process (GO): DNA repair
Cellular component (GO): cytoplasm; nucleolus
Molecular function (GO): single-stranded RNA binding; RNA endonuclease activity producing 5'-phosphomonoesters, hydrolytic mechanism
Source: RefSeq, a predicted model, not a curated record